ACAAGUUUUCCGGUGCGGAAUUUGCCGGACAAGGACUGAGAGGGAAGCUGAUUUUGCCGGUGACAAGCUACAGUCGUGCCCUUUGGCGGCGGCGUGAUUUCGGCAGCAGCGGAACAGAAGCAGGUGAUAGAUCCCGGAAAAGUUUUCGUUGGGUACAGUAUAAGGACGACUCUCGUUGGACCGGUCAAUUUUUUCCCUUUUGGAAUUAUAGGACGGAGAUUUUGAGACAGGUUACACCCCCGUGGUUGGUAUUCGAUUGUGAAACCAUGUCGUACGUAGCACCGAACAUCGACCCGUACCGCAAAGGGCAAUCUUUCGCGUCAUGGUUCAAGCGACUUGGGUACCACUUCCGUAUCAACAAAGUAUCCGAUGCCGACAAGAAGGACCAGAUGUUUCUUCUUGGCGGUGAUUAUCUUUUCGAGGUUGCACAGAAUUUAUACCUCAGCGAAAAUUUGCUUGAUGAAGCACCGCUUGAAGAAAUAGUUGAAAAACUUAAGCGAAGAUUGGAUAAGUCAGAAUCGGCUUUGAUUCAACGGUUUAAAUUCGGAUCACGAGUGCAGCAGCCUGGCGAAACAGCCAGUGAUUUCUUAUUCUCCCUUAAGCUGCAGGCGGAGUAUUGUAAUUUCAAAGACGAUAAACAAGAUCGCAUUCUAGAUCGAAUACUCAUUGGUUUGUCAGAUGAUAACUUGAGACAGAAAUUAUUAGCGGAAGAUGGGGACAAACUUAAUUUAGCGCAGGUCGAGAAAAUUGUUACGACGUGGGAGUUAGCGGCUUCUCAUGCAAAAGCUUUGACGCAGGACGAUCAUCCAGGGCAAAUUGAUUCUAUUGUUGGAGGCCGAGGAGAACUUUUGCAGCGAAUUAAAGUUUGA
Messenger RNA from Armigeres subalbatus, 869 nucleotides. RefSeq lists its product as uncharacterized. The record is from RefSeq and is a predicted model, not a curated record. NCBI's taxonomy places the organism in Eukaryota, Metazoa, Arthropoda, Insecta, Diptera, Culicidae. The coding region runs from base 267 to 869 and encodes 200 amino acids. The transcript has 3 exons.